Messenger RNA from Hyla sarda, 3522 nucleotides. RefSeq names its product poly [ADP-ribose] polymerase tankyrase-2-like. The record is from RefSeq and is a predicted model, not a curated record. The coding region runs from base 669 to 1382 and encodes 237 amino acids. Gene Ontology annotation, cellular component: nucleus; cytoplasm. The transcript is spliced from 5 exons. NCBI's taxonomy places the organism in Eukaryota, Metazoa, Chordata, Amphibia, Anura, Hylidae. Gene Ontology annotation, biological process: intracellular signal transduction. Gene Ontology annotation, molecular function: protein binding.
GGAGAGCGGCCGCGGACUGCGCCCUCAGCACAACGGGGAAGGGAAUAUCGGGUGUGGUCCCCGGAGCCGCCCGCGGGUGAUCUGCAUCUAUUCAGGGCUAGGAGAAGCAGCAGCGGUACUAGCAGGGACAGCAGCCUCCUACCCUUCACAUAGGGGCACAGCAGCCAGGAUGCCAGGAGGACCCUUGUAACGGGUGAUAGCAGGGGCACCGCAUCAUACCCGCCAGCCCUGCCCUGUGACCCAUCUGCCUCUAUAGACAUCCACAGCUAUGAUACCAGGAGGGCCCUCCUGCUGAAGCCGCCUCACCCUGCAGAGCCUGGCACCUCCACCAAUAUGAUGCCAGGACAAGCCUCUGCCCUGUGAAGCCUCCUAGCCUGCCCAUUCUGACACAUCAACAACUAUGAGGGCAGGAGGACCCCCACCAUGCCCCCCAGUGUGUGCCCAAGGGGCGGAGGACUGAUCACAGAGCUGUGCCACCCACACAGCCAGGCUUCCUCCACACAGACAAUAGGCAAUUUGGAGCUGAUUCUUUACAGAACAAUACCUGAUCUAUCACAGCUUGUUCUGAUGACAGAGAGGAGAGGACAACGCCCCCUACUGAGCUAACACAAGGAUGGUGAGACACUCAUCAAUUCUACAGAGAUUUUGUUUGAUGAAGACCUUGACCCAUGAGACAGAUGGGUUUCUACAUAAGCUCUUUGUCCAGAAGCCCCUGCACCAAGACACAGGUGCGACAUUACCAAGUGGCCCCGAGCUACAACUACAAAUGGACAGACAUCCACUAUGAAGCCAGCAGAGGCAACGUGGAGAAGUUGCAUGCACUACUGACCACCUCUGAUAAAGAGUUGGUGGAUAGGAAAGAUUAUUAUGGAAAGACCCCUUUAUACUGGGCAGCUUAUAAAGGACAAAGGAUUUCAAUGGAGUUACUCUUGCAACAUGGGGCCAAUGUGAACAGCUGUUGUAAGCAUGGAGGUACCCCCCUGCAUGCAGCCAUUGGAUUGUUUCCAGACUGUGCCCUUUUACUAAUACAGCAUGGUGCUGAUGUCAAUCUGCAGGACAACUGGGGAGUAACACCGAUGUAUCUGGCGGCAUGCAGUGGACAACUGGAGUGUAUUCGGCUCCUUGUGCAGGCAGGCGCUAACAUUACAUAUAAGAACAAGAAAACUGGUUUGCCUCCCAAGCGCCUUGCUUCCCAAGUUGGAUUCAUCGCCUGGAUUGAAUCUUUCUCCCAUCAGCCUCGCUCACUAAAACACCUAAGCCGUCUACGAAUACGAUCCAGCCUUGGGCCCCAGAGGCUCCGAGCAGUGAGGACAUUUAACUUGCCACAAUCACUGAAGUGCUACCUUAUGUUUGAGGACCUGGUGUUGCAGGAACCUAUGUAACAUAUAACAUGUAUUGUUGUGCAUUAUCCUGUGUCCUUGCUCUUCUCUGUACAGUGGAAAGUUCUUUCUUGUAUCCAUUAGUGGUAAAGUAAACCACAAACAACACAACAGUGGGGAACAAAGACUCACUCUAAACACUCAAUCUUUGUGAGCUUCCAUUUCUUACAACACCUACAAUCUGACCCAUUUGCGUAGAAAGUAUUUUUCAUUACUUCACAGUUUCAUUGGGUCAGUAUGGGAGACAAAUAGUCAUUGGUACUUUGUGUCUUAGGGAAUUAAAAUAAAUAAAUUGUCAAGCACUAAGCCCAAUGAAGCGCAAGACAUGGCCACAUUAAUGGCCCCUGAAAUACAAGCCAGAUGAACAUGGUUUCAUAGGCAAACUUUUGGUUUCUAAUAGCCCUUCAGUCAUGGGCGUAUGCACCUUACAGGCAUACCAUGCUAUAGGUUUUUGGAAAGAGAGGGCCCGGCCCUCUUCUAGUGGUUGGUGGGGGAGGACCUGUGCAGAUCUUCCCUUAUAGGAUGCACUGUAUUGUUAAAGGGAAUGUGUCGUCAGAAAUUGACCUAUUGUUUAAAUCAGGUUUUUUCAUUAACUACAUUUUUAAAUAAUUUUUGGUGAUGUUUAUUUCAAAUGUACUAUCUAUAUUUUAUAAUAACCCUGAAAUCUUGCAGUUUUUAAUCUGACUACAAGGCCUAAAACUAAGCUGAGACUUAAUGUUUUGUAUAGCUCACUUCCUAGACUGGAGACUGGAGUACAGUAAAAGGUGACACCAAUAGAGAGAUAACACGGGAUCCACCACCAUUCACAGGAGAGAUCAGUAUACCCCCUCCCUGUGGAAUUAUUAAGAAAAGGUCACAGAGAAUACCUUGUGGCUGAAUUGGACAGCUUCAGUCUAUUGUUGUCUUUGGUCCAUGGGUCAUGCUGUAAAACAUUUCACUAAAUAUUGUUAAAACAGCUUAGACAAGAUAGCAGCCCCUGUAAUAAUAAACAGUUUAAAUAAAAUAAUUAAAAUCAGAAAAUAGAAAAAGAUUAGAAAGAAAAGAAUGUUUCGGUAUCUGGAUCUAACCGGAAAUACGAAAUUUAGGUGAUGCAUUCCCUUUAACAAGUGGUGGAUAAGGAGUUGGCCCCAGGGCAUGGAGGGGAAAACAAACACCUAGUUGACAUAACCCAGCACCACAAUGAGGGGGCUGUUUUGAAAAGUGGUAUGGACCGCACAAAAGAGGCUAAUGGCAAGCUGUGAAUAGACAGAUAUUAUACAUUAUUAUUGGACAUACCUAAAAACUAUAGACACCAAAUUGCUAUACACUCAAACAGUUGGAUUUUGAUUCAGUGAUUUUAAUUCUACCUUAAACAACAGACGGAGGUAACAGAGAUAACAUAAAGCUUUAGUGAUAUUGCGGUUUUACAUAGGACUGCAACUACCCCUAAUGGGCAAUCUGUAAUCAAAAAUGUAUCACAAUUGUUAACUGUGGCUUUAUAUAAGACUGCAGGUAAUCUCAGCUCUGCUACAUCUAAACAUCUCCUUCUUAGUAUAACAUCAAUUACCCAAUUUUGUUUCAGGCAAGUGUAUCCACUAGAUCAGUUUUUCAUAUUAUCAUACAGAUGCUCUAGUGAUAAAUGGGAUAAGAAUUGGGCUAUGUAUGGGGAAAUAAUUUACCCUUGUGGUCUAUGAGAACUGGGAUGGAUGGUGUUUACCACCUAAGAGGGAUAUUUCUUGUCUUCCCAUACACUGGGUAAAAGGGUCAACCAACAGGGGGAAACCAUGUUUGGCCUUCAAACUAUACAUAUUUUAAUAGUGCCACUUCCACUUUGUUUUAGCAAUUACCUGAGGGUUCACAGCAGCUUGACCCCCACCUAUUAAUAUGCUUGCAGGGUCUUUAGUACGAGUGCUCCUUUAAAGGGGUACUCCGCUGCUCAGCGUUUGGAACAAACUGUUCCGAACGCUGGAGCUGGCGCCCGCACCCUCAUUACGUCUCACCCCGCCCUCUCAAUGCAAGUCUAUGGGAGGGGGCGUGACGGCUGUCAGGCCCCCUCCCAUAGGUUUGCAUUGAGGGGGCGCGGUGUGGUGUCAUGAGGGGGCUGGGCUAUGACUUCACAAGCUCCCGUCUCCAGCGGAGACGUGAGCAGCGGAGUACCUCUUUA